Messenger RNA from Glossina fuscipes, 581 nucleotides. RefSeq names its product peptidyl-prolyl cis-trans isomerase NIMA-interacting 4. The record is from RefSeq and is a predicted model, not a curated record. Gene Ontology annotation, molecular function: peptidyl-prolyl cis-trans isomerase activity; DNA binding. Bases 166 to 555 code for a protein of 129 amino acids. NCBI's taxonomy places the organism in Eukaryota, Metazoa, Arthropoda, Insecta, Diptera, Glossinidae. Gene Ontology annotation, biological process: rRNA processing. The transcript has a single exon.
UGUUUUGUUUUAUCAAACCAAAAACAAUUUUGUUUACGAAAAAUUACUUUUAAGCUCUGGCACGUUGUCAUUGUGCUUAAAAUAAUCCUGCCUUUCCAAAAAAAAAGAAAGAAAAGAAAGGGUAAACAUAUUUAAUUUUUUCAAUUCAAAGAUUAAUACAGCAUUAUGGCCCCCAAGAAGGAUGCAAAAAAUAAGGCCAGUAAGAAAAAUACUGAUGGUGAUGGUGGCGGUAGUAGUAAUGGGAAAAAAACUACUAAUGCCGGCUCGGCCAUUAAAGUGAGACACAUUCUUUGCGAAAAACAGGGGAAGGUCCUUGAAGCUUUAGAAAAAUUGAAAGCUGGACAAAAAUUUCCUGAAGUAGCUGCUGCUUAUAGUGAGGAUAAGGCUCGACAAGGUGGUGAUUUAGGGUGGCAAAUACGUGGUUCGAUGGUUGGGCCAUUUCAAGAUGCUGCCUUUGCUUUACCGAUAUCGACUGUUAGCAAUCCCGUAUAUACUGAUCCGCCGAUUAAAACUAAAUUUGGUUAUCAUAUUAUUAUGGUGGAAGGGAAAAAAUAAAUUUGAACUUAUGUCCGCAAGUUUUU